Pelagomonas calceolata is the source of this 1022-nucleotide messenger RNA. The record is from the annotation of a GenBank genome assembly. Lineage: Eukaryota; Pelagophyceae; Pelagomonadales; Pelagomonadaceae.
CAAAAACCAGGCGGCCGGCAGGAGUGCGGGGCGCGGGCCGGCGCCAUCCUUAAUUCCCGGCCGGCGCGCGCGAACCCGGGUCGGGCGCAAGAAGCCACGCGGCGGGACCGACCGGCCGGGCGCGAAGCCACGAACGCAGCCCCGCGCGCGACGCCCCAGCCCAAGCCAACCAAGGAGCAGGACAGCACUGCAGCCGGGGGCGCCCCCGACUAAACCAUGUCCGGCUGCGCCUGCAUCGAGUGCGUCCAGCAGAGCGACGCCGCCGUCGUGGAGAGGUGGGGCGGCUUCAGCCACACGCUGGGCCCGGGCAUGAACUUCGUGCUGUGGCCCGUGUACCAGGUCGCCGGCACGCUCUCCCUGAAAGUGCAGCAGCUCGAGGUCAAGUGCGAGACGAAGACCCUGGACAACGUGUUCAUCGAGGUCAUCGUCGCGAUCCAGUACAACGUGCUCCAGGAGAAAGUGCGCGAGGCGUUCUACGAGCUCACGAACCCGCGGCGCCAGAUCACGGCCUACGUGUACGACGUCGUGCGCUCGACGCUGCCGCGGAAUACGUUGGAUAGGGCCUUCGAGUCGAAAGAAGAGAUCGCCGUCGCCAUCAAGAAGUCGCUGUCCGCGACGAUGCACCGCUUCGGCUACCUCAUCGUGAACGCGCUGGUCACGGACAUGACGCCGGACUCGCGCGUCCGCGCGGCGAUGAACGAGAUCAACGCGUCGAAGCGCUUGAAAGAGGCGUCGGCCGAGAAGGCCGAGGGCGACAAGGUUCUGGUGGUCAAGUCCGCCGAGGCCGAGGCCGAGUCGAAGUAUUUGUCGGGCGUCGGCGUCGCGCGGCAGAGAAAAGCUAUCGUGGACGGCCUCAAGGGCAGCAUCGCGGGGUUCACGUCGAACAUCACGGGCACGUCGCCCAAGGACGUCGUGGACCUGCUGCUGAUCACGCAGUACUUCGACAUGCUCCGCGACAUCGGGUCGCGGCCCGAGUGCUCCACGGUCUACAUCCCCGAGGAGGACGAGUAAUUUUCUCAGUU